This is a messenger RNA of Bemisia tabaci, 1437 nucleotides long. RefSeq lists its product as uncharacterized. The record is from RefSeq and is a predicted model, not a curated record. NCBI's taxonomy places the organism in Eukaryota, Metazoa, Arthropoda, Insecta, Hemiptera, Aleyrodidae.
GGUACGAGCACCCCUGCCGAGCGCUAACGUCAGCUCGUGUAUCGCGAGUGCAGAGAGUACGCGUUUCCGUUUCCGGGUAAAAAGUGCGUGCCGAUUAUGCUCCCGUUUCCUGUUGAUGGGUUUCCAGCUGCCUUCCGCGGAACUGCCAAAAAUCGGCUGCGUCGUGCGUUUUUCGUUCUGUUCGGAUUCCUCUGUGCCUCCAGUUUCUCUGACGCUCGGAAUUAGGAGUAAGAUGCCUCUGAGGGACCUACGGAAGUACUGGAAGGGGAAGCAAGCAGUGAUCGUAGCGGACAGCGGAGGAAGCCCAAAAGACAUCGAAGCGCAAAAGGCCCCCGACGACCCUUUGAUCAUCGACGAGAAAACCUCUGCAGAGAACACACUCCUUAACGGCACGAAAUGCUCUCUUCCGAUUUUCCAGGUGUGGCCAAGUCAGGACUCGCCGCGAGGGGAAGCCGAUGGACAAAGUUUUGUUUUCCAUUCCGAGGAUGGCUACUCUUCGACAGGACAGAAUGACUCCGGCAUUGAUUCUGUACAGGCAAGUCCCUCGCCGGUGCCGGCGGCGCAGAUCUCCCCCGGGGAGCGGUCCUCGCCGACGCCCUCCUCCAAGUACCGUCGGAAGUCGAGCACGUUCCUGCACCCGGACCACGCGCGGCUCCUCCGCUCGACGGGGCUCGGGACGGCCGCCUCGACGCCGGACGCCUCCGCCGACGAAGACUCCGAGUUCCACGGGAACCAGUCCGGCUCGGCCUCCUCCUCGACGGCCUCCUCGCUCACCUCGGUCGCGGCCGCCGUCGCCGCCAUCGGCGCCCGCCACUCGGACCCGUGGGAGCGCGACCGCCGCCGCUCCUCCACCGUCACCGCCCGAUACUCCCUCCUGGACGCCCUCGACCUGGAGUACGCCCUCAUCCGGGCCGCAGCCCGCGGGAGCGUCGGGCCAUACUCCCUCUCCGAGUCCCUCCACAAGCUCACCUUCACCCAGAGCCUCGCUUUCCCGGCGCUCGCCAGGGGACUCGCCAGCAAGCGCCGCCCUUCCCAGGUGCGAACAACCCCUUUGGACCCAGCCGACUCGGGUCUCAACGCCUUCGCCAAGAUCGUGACAGCGCUGGUGCUGAUGUUCGUGAGCGUCAUGGUGUUUGCCGUGGUGUACAAGUUCGUGAGGACGUGAGGGUUGCUGCUGUCCCACGUGCAGGGGCAGCCAAACGAGUUCUACAACCAGUCGGACGCAUCACCGCUCCGGUAGCCCUCGUGGUGUUGCCCGACCAGUGGGACAGCCUAUCUACACCCGUGGGACAGCCUAUCUACACCCGCAUUCCGUUGUAAAAAAAUGUUUCUUGCAAGUGCGGACAAUCAUCGCGUGCUAAAUGCUAGUGUGUUUUCCUCCAGUUUUCAGGGUACUUGUCCGUGCGCUUACAUUGAAAAAAAAAAAAAAAAAAAAAA